AUGAGCAAGGGACUGAACCAUGACCGACAGCAUCUCGGUAUUAUCCUCGCCGAGGGCCAAACCGACUUUAGAGGCAUCGGCGAUCGGCGAUUCUUGAAGGUCGACCUCGACCUGAACCGCAGGAAGCUAACAGUUCGUCUGGAGGCUGGCGUAGCCCAUCACUACUUCAGAGAUACGUAUGCGUCAUUGCAGUACAUGGACGCGGAUUGGAAUGGACUUUUGAGUAUGGAUAUCAAAGUUAUCACAAACCAGAAGACAAAGGCGUGGCCGUUGUCGAUCUCCGGGUACGGUGGCGAGGUGUUGAAGAUCAGACAUGAAGAGCCAGACACUCGCCUCGUGGUGACCAACGAUAUGCAGAAUUGGCGGCUGUCCAGUCGAGAGAAACUGCAGAAUUACCGAAUCAUCUCGACUGGGCUAGAGCGUAUUGCGUAG
This is a messenger RNA of Aspergillus melleus, 432 nucleotides long. RefSeq lists its product as uncharacterized. The coding region runs from base 1 to 432 and encodes 143 amino acids. The transcript has a single exon. The record is from RefSeq and is a predicted model, not a curated record. Lineage: Eukaryota; Fungi; Ascomycota; Eurotiomycetes; Eurotiales; Aspergillaceae.